Messenger RNA from Chaetomium strumarium, 1668 nucleotides. RefSeq lists its product as uncharacterized. NCBI's taxonomy places the organism in Eukaryota, Fungi, Ascomycota, Sordariomycetes, Sordariales, Chaetomiaceae. Gene Ontology annotation, cellular component: cytoplasm. Gene Ontology annotation, biological process: response to heat; protein refolding. The record is from RefSeq and is a predicted model, not a curated record. Bases 1 to 1668 code for a protein of 555 amino acids. The transcript has 2 exons. Gene Ontology annotation, molecular function: heat shock protein binding; ATP binding.
AUGAGCACGAGUAUCUUCCCCAAAGCGGCGCUUCCGGUCCGGCAGCUCUCCCCGGCGCAAAUAUGCCGUCGCCAGAGGUUAAAACCAUGCGCUGCCCGAUCCGCCCCUGCCGCAAGCUACUCGGUGGUUUGUAGAGCUCCUGGUCGACCGUCGUCAAAACCGCGGGCUCAGCCGUCUGUUUCUCGGCCAAGGGUUGGUCCCCAAGCGAGGCGCUCCGGCUCCCCCGCAGCUGCUCACAGAGGACAGCAUGUCUACUUCCACACAACCCGGCCACUACUUGCUACACCAAAGGACCCCUACGGCACGCUGGGAGUCAGCAAGAGCGCAUCCGCGGCCGAGAUCAAGAAAGCCUACUACGGCCUGGCGAAGAAGUACCACCCAGACACGAACAAGGACCCCAACGCCAAAGACAAGUUCGCCGAGAUCCAGUCAGCCUACGAGAUCCUCUCCGACCCCAAGAAGCGGGAGCAGUUCGAUCAGUUCGGCGCCGCCGGGUUCGAUCCCAGUGCCGGGCCCGGCCCCGGCCCGGGCGCCGGCCACCCCUUCGGAGGCGGGCAUCCGUUCAGCGGCUUCGGUGGAUCGGGCGGCUUCGGCGCCAACAUCAACUUCGACGACAUAUUCUCGGCAUUCACAGGCGGGGCCAAUCCCUUUGGCGGGCGCGGCGGGCGCGGCGGGCCGUUCCAGACGGAGAUCUUGCAGGGCGAAGACAUCGAGGUGCAAGUGACGGUGUCGUUCAUGGAGGCCGCCAAGGGAGCCAGCAAGACCAUUACAACGCUUCCACUGGUGACAUGCAGUACGUGCAGCGGCAGCGGUUUGAAGCAGGGCACCAAGCGGUCCAGUUGCAAGACGUGCGGCGGGACAGGUACGCGCGUGCACUUCAUGUCGGGCGGGUUCCAGAUGGCCAGCACGUGUUCGAGCUGCGGCGGGAGUGGCGUCGCGAUCCCCCGUGGAUCCGAAUGCGGGUCGUGUCGGGGUGAGGGCGUGGUCAGGGAGCGCAAGACGCUCACGGUCGACAUCCCCGGCGGCAUAGAGGACGGCAUGCGACUGCGGGUCAGCGGGGAGGGUGACGCACCACUAACCGGCCGUGCCGCCGGUCAGGACGUGCGCGGUGUCAACGGAGACCUCUACGUCUUCGUCAAGGUUGCGCGCGACCCGCAGUUCAGUCGGGAGGGGUCGGACAUCCUGUACACGGCCACCAUCCCGCUCACUACCGCCAUCCUCGGCGGCGAGGUGGUCAUCCCGACCCUCGAAGGCGAUGCCAAGGUCCGUGUCGCCACCGGCACCAACACAGGCGACAAGAUGACGCUGGCGGGCAAGGGCAUGCCCAAGCUUGGCGGGCGGCGUGGACGGAUGGGCGACCUCAAGGUGGAGUUCCGCGUCGCCAUGCCCAAGUACCUCAGCUCCAACCAGCGGGCGCUUGUCGAGAUGCUGGCGGACGAGCUAGGCGACAAGUCCGCCAAGCGGAUCAUGAACCUGCACAAGACGACGGCUUCCGCAAACGACAACGACCCCGAGUCCCACAAAAACGAAGGCUUCCUGAAGUCCCUCUGGCAUAACCUCACCAACCAUCCAGCGCAUCAGCAGAAGCCAUCUGACGGCAGUGGCAGCGAAAGCAGUGGCGACUCUGAUGCCAAGAAAAACAACCAAUCCGGCACCGGCUCGUCAUGA